AUGGCUACAUUUAUGAUACAUUUCUCGUCGAUCUUCCAGCAUAGUUGCAGUUCUCUAGAUAUGGAGGCGAUUGUGCUGGACAACGGCUCGGGCUGCUUCAAGGUGGGCUUUUCGGGCGAAGAUACGCCACGUACGACCUUCACGACAUGCACAGGACGAGUGAAGAACCCCGAGUGGUUUGCCAGCCAGGCGCCGAACUGGAAGGCCGAGCUCCGCGACCGCGAGAUGUUCGUGGGAACUGAGUGCCAACUGUAUCGAGACUUCCUCGAGUUAUCUAACCCGAUCAACCGCGGCAUCGUGGAGGACUGGGACGCACUGGAGCGCAUGUGGGAGUUCGUCUUCUCGCAGGAGUUGCGGGUGGACCCGGAGACUGCAGCACUGCCGGUGCUGUGCAUCAGUUCGCCGUCGGGCCCGAAGAAACAACAGGAACGCAUGGCACAGCUAAUGUUUGAGUCCCAGAAGGUCUGCGGCUUUUACUUCAUGCAGCAGUGCGUUUUGUCACUCUUCGCGUCUGGACGCACCCGAGGACUCGUGGUGGAGGUGGGUCAUGGAUCGAGCCACGCCAUCCCCAUCUUCGAGGGCUACGCACUGCCUCACGCUGCACUGCACUACAAUGCUGGGGGCAUGGACAUCAGCCACCGCCUUCAUCUGCUGCUGUCCAAGCGCGGAGUUUCUUUCCACUCGUUUCCACUUCACACGAUCGACGAGAUCAAGGAAUCGACCUGCGCGAUGGGGAACAGCACCAACCAGCAAGGGGGUCUGCAGAACCAACAGGAUGAAACGAGCAAGCCCUUUGAACUGCCCGACGGGACCAUACUGCAAGUAGAUCGCCACACACAGACAAUGUCAGCCGAGGUGCUCUUCAAACCACAGGAACUAGGCGACGAGCACCCGUUGCGGCCAGACAAAGGACUGCACGAGUGUGCGGCGGCCAGCAUUGCCAUGUGCGACAAGGAUCUUCAGACUGAUUUGCUCAACGCUGUCGUGCUCGCAGGAGGCACCACAAUGCUGCCUGGUUUCUCUCGCCGCUUCCAGGACGAACUCCAGUCCGUUCUGCAGAGCUCUGGGGGAGGCAGCAACGUCAACGUCAUCCCGGAUCCAGUCGUUCGGGAGCGAGGCUACAACUCGCAGCGCAAGAUCGCCGCAUGGGUCGGCGGCUCCAUGUUCGCAUCGCUCGACACGUUCCGCGACAUCCACAUCACCAAGCAGGAGUGGGAAGAGUAUCACGAGGCCAUCCUGGACCGGAAAUGCUUCUAA
Messenger RNA from Phytophthora sojae, 1257 nucleotides. RefSeq lists its product as hypothetical. The transcript has a single exon. The record is from RefSeq and is a predicted model, not a curated record. Lineage: Eukaryota; Oomycota; Peronosporomycetes; Peronosporales; Peronosporaceae. Bases 1 to 1257 code for a protein of 418 amino acids.